This is a messenger RNA of Lodderomyces margitis, 1182 nucleotides long. RefSeq lists its product as uncharacterized. The transcript has a single exon. The coding region runs from base 1 to 1182 and encodes 393 amino acids. The record is from RefSeq and is a predicted model, not a curated record. Lineage: Eukaryota; Fungi; Ascomycota; Pichiomycetes; Serinales; Debaryomycetaceae.
AUGAGUACCACCACCCACAAGUUUGAUUUUUCACGACCGAUAGAACAAGAGGAGUUUGACGAUACUGAAUUGGAGACACCAGUCCGAUUCAAUCCCGUAAAUUUAAAACGGCAGAGCCGCCAAUCCACAAAUAGAGUAUACAGAUCGUUUCGCGCUAACAACAAUGGGACCAAAUCAAACCAGAUAAAUGAGGUAGAGCAAGUAGGAGAAAGUCAGAGGGGGGGUAAUGGCGAUGGUAGUAAUGCUGGUGAUUCUGGAUUGACUAUUAGAUCUCCCCCCAGUUUGAAAUUUGAUAAAUCAGUCUCACUUCAGAAUAAUGAACGUCAAAGAAAUCAAAGUCCAACACCAAUUACAAGACGCAAACCACCAUCGUUGGAGUUAAGCCCCGUGGACCAUUCUCCUGUUACAUUCAAAGUGACUAAACCAAGUAUAGAAAAGAGGAACAAGGACAAGAAGAAUGAGCUGGUAACAGGGACACCAGUGCUGAGGUUGAACAGCAAUAAUGACAAAGUUAAACAAUCGAUAUUGGACAGGGUGAAUACAACGUUGGAGUCAUUAAAGAAAACCCCAUCCGAAAAAACAUCAAAGAGACUGCCUGGAGGUAAUAUACUACUGCCAGUGAAUCGGAACAUCACAAACACAAACACAAACACAAGAAAUAGGCAACCAGUCAAUAAUUAUGAAGAUGAAGAACCAGAUUUUGUCCAUAUUGUUUUGCAAAACGGGUCCAGUCAAAAAGAUAUGCAAGUACCCUCUUUAAUGAAUCAAGAGCCUGGUUUACCUGCUCUUGCAACCAACAGUAAUAAUAGCAACAACGUCACGAAUCGAGACAUUGAAAUACCACCGUUAAAUGAUGAGGAUACUUUAGGAAAUUCGACUCCGGCAGUUGCGAAAAACUCCCUUUAUGAAUCAAUCCUUAAUAAUAAUCAUCAUCACAAUGAUCGUCGUCAUAACCUAAACAAUGAACAAGAGGAUAAUUACGAUGUAUUUAGUCUUGGUGCUAGCAAUACUACCUGGUGGACAGCUAAACAGUGGCUGAAAUUGAUGAAGGUGGUGAAUCUGAAAUUGAUACUGCGUCAAGAUGCCAUUAAUAGUCGUUUAUUAAUGACGGAAUUGGGGUGUUUAAAUAAACAAGAUUUACAAAGACGCUAUGAUUUUUUAAAACAAUACAAGACAAAGUGA